Molecule: messenger RNA, 1543 nt
Organism: Musa acuminata subsp. malaccensis (wild Malaysian banana)
Lineage: Eukaryota; Viridiplantae; Streptophyta; Magnoliopsida; Zingiberales; Musaceae
Source: RefSeq, a predicted model, not a curated record
AUCCUCGUUUCAAAUACAUGCGUCCUCAGCAUGCUUUAGACAAGGUCAAGAGUCAACGGGGCGAUAUAUUGCGAAGCAAACACGCCACGAUCGAGCAUUUAAGGUGGUCGGAUGCAAAAGCAAAAGCAAAAGAUGAAGAUAUUGUUCUUGACCCUCUUAAGCGUGGCCGCGUUGUUCGGCGGCCUCGCCGAGCAAUGCGGAACGCAGGCGGGGGGUGCGUUAUGCCCCGGGGGACUAUGCUGCAGCCAGUAUGGCUUCUGCGGGUCCACUGAGGCAUACUGCGGCUCCGGUUGCCAGAGCCAGUGCGGCGGCGACGUGGCCUCCAUCAUCAGCUCUUCCCUCUUCGACCAAAUGCUGAAGCAUCGGAACCCCUUUUACAAGUACGACGCUUUCAUAGCCGCCGCGAACUCCUUCAGCGGGUUCGGGACGACCGGUGAUGCCACCACUCGUGCGAGGGAGAUCGCUGCCUUCCUAGCACAAACCUCCCACGAAACAACUGGUGGGUGGGCAACGGCCCCCGACGGUCCAUAUGCUUGGGGCUACUAUUAUGUCACGGAACAAUCCGACACAUCGGAUCACUGCCAAUGGAGGCCGGAGUGGCCAUGCGCUCCCGGCAAGAAGUACUAUGGCCGAGGACCCAUGCAGAUCUCCUUCAACUACAACUACGGACCGGCGGGGCAAGCCAUCGGCGUCGACCUGCUCAACAACCCGGACCUGGUCGCCACCGACCCGGUCGUCUCGUUCAAGACGGCCUUGUGGUUCUGGAUGACGCCGCAGUCGCCGAAGCCGUCGUGCCACGACGUGAUCACCGGGCGGUGGACCCCGUCGACCGCCGAUCAGUCCGCAGGGAGGUUGCCGGGAUACGGUGUCGUCACCAACAUCAUUAACGGAGGGUUGGAGUGCGGGAUAGGGCCCGAUGCCCGGGUUGCGGACCGGAUCGGAUUCUACAAGACGUACUGUGACCUCCUGGGAGUGAGCUAUGGAGACAACUUGGACUGCUACGGCCAGAGGCCUUUUGGAUUUGCCUCCUUAUCCGAGAGUCGAGAAGGCUAAAUGUGUGUCGGCUUCAGCCGCAUGAUGGAUGUACUAAACAAAGCAGCCGCCUCUCUUAUCGCUACAAUGUGUGGCAGCCCAGGAUAAAUCACCUGUGCCUGUUGUCACUCGAGAAUGUUCUCGAGUUCUUAAUUCCCGCUAUCCUGUAAUAAUAAUCUUGUUUUCCUCGGGACAAAAUUUAGUGUGUCGUGGCACGAUGACUUCGACGAUUGCGGCGUCAUCCAAAACCAGACGGCAGGUUGCCGAGCAGGUCCGAUACGAUGGCUUGCCCGGCCGAACAUGCAGCAAGACAGACUUGGUGAUUCGUGGUGAAGUGCUACCGUGGUUCCUCGUUGACUUCCACUCUGCUUUUAUCGACAGUUCAUCGUUUCGCUUGUAAGUCAACCACGCUUAUUUUCUUGACCAGGUCAACGGAACCGAGCAGUAGUUUACGGAGAGUAGUGGCGUCCUCUAUAAGCAAUGCAAUCCAUUCUCUGCUUGCGACGGCAAA